GCGGGGUUCAAUCGGGGCGCAAUUCAGGGCGAUUCGCGGGGACGAUUCGAUGUCAUCCGUGAAACGACAAUGUUCGGCGUUGCGUGUGUGCCAACGAAGAGAAGGUGUCUCGACGAGCGGAGUGCGGAGACUGUGGAGUGUGGUCGUGUGGUGCUACAAAACGGGCCGCGGUAGAAAAUUGUAUUCAGUAGCGGAGCGCGCUGCGCACCGGACAGACGGUCGAUGAUCGUAUUCGAAUGCGCGCGAAUGCGAAACAUAUGCUUGUUACGUAUGUAUGUACAUUACGAGCGAUGCACCUCGUGCGCUUUCCGCGGAAGAGUAACGAGUGAAUUGAUCGGCACGCAACGGUCGGCCGCGGAUUCAACAUGUCCAUGAAGAAGGAGUCGCCUUGGGAUGUGGAGCUGCAUCUGGCGGCGGCACGUGGGGACGCCAAGCGUCUCCGUAUUUUAUUGGACUCCGGACGCGUUCACGUCGAUUGCAAGGACAAGGAUGGUACGACACCUUUAAUUUUAGCUGCCGCCGGUGGUCAUAUCGAUGCCGUGACUGAGCUGUUAAAUCAAGGAGCUGAUUCUAAUGCCAAAAGACUGACUGGGACAACAGCUUUGUUUUUCGCCGCCCAGGGCGGUUACAUGGACAUCGCGAGUCUACUUCUGGAGCACGGCGCGAUUGUGGAUUCGUGUAGUAUAGACGGGGGCACGCCGUUGUUCGUUGCAUGUCAAUAUGGUCAUCUAGAUGUUGUGGAGGGCUUGAUAGAGAGAGGUGCCAAUCCGAACGCUCACAUGAAAGAUGGCGCCACAGCACUGUUUAUCGCCGCUCAAAACGGUCAUCUUCGUAUUCUGGAGGUUCUCCUGGACCGUGGGGCGAAGACGGACGCGGCGAGAACAGACGGUGCCACGCCUCUCUGGAUCGCGUCGCAAAUGGGACACGAUCAUAUCGUUAGGAGGCUGUUGAAAGCCGGCGCCAAAGUCGACGCCACUAGACACGACGGCGCGACUCCGCUUUUCAAAGCCGCCCACAAAGGUCACACCGCCGUCAUCGGUGAGCUGCUCAAGUAUCGCCCCUCACUCGGUAUACUUCCAAAUGGCGAAAGUGCACUGCACGCUGCAGCCUUGGUGGGACACAUGACAGUCGCGAGACAGCUCGUGGGAGCGGGAGCAGAUCCUUUGCUCGUAAAUCAGGAAGGCAUCACGCCGCUUCAACUGGCCGUCAGGCAUUCGCAAACACAGGUCGCCAAUUACCUAAGGGAUAAAGUGAGAGUGCGAACCGCAUCUUGUUAACGAUACUUCCUCCUCUUUCGAUAUUAUUUGUAUGGAGAAUCUCGAGAUAUCAGCUCAAAUAUUUCUAAGUAAGCAGGAUAGAUACGCUAGACAGAGCAAUGCGAGAAAAAAUAAUUUGACAUAAUCUGUGUCUCCAUAAGAGUUUUAUUACUGAUAAGAAAAUCUUAUAAUGUUAUAUUUAAAAAAUUAUUUUAUUAUUUUGUUAUAUAUAUUUUAUUAAAGAAUAUAUCUGUUAUAUAUUUUUUGAAAAAAAAAAUAUAUGCGAGCAUUUUUAAUGCGUGUAAUAUUUGUUAUUCUCUUAUUGUUAAUAAAACUCUUAUUGAUACUGAAAAUAAAACUAAAUUACUUCUUUGUACGUUACUUUAUAUUACAUAAGAUAUAUUAAAUAUUAAUGAUGAUAGGAUGGUUGUGAAGAAUGAGACAAUGAAAAGAAGUUUAAUUUCAUGUAAUAAUAUAAGUGAACACAAGCACAAGUAAGUCGAUUAUAUUAAGAGACUGUAAGUGAGCAGAAAUCCGUCUAAGAGAAUAAUUAGGUCUGUUUAUUUUAAUUUAUUUUAAUCUUUUUUUCUUCGAAGAAUAUAUGCCAAUUUGAUUUUAAGCAAAGAAAGUAAUGUUAAAAGUGUAAUUGAAACGAACAGAUCAAUUAUUAGAUAAUAUAUAUAAUCACGAUACCGUUCCAUUCUGUGGUAGAUAUCCCGGUAAAAAUAUUUUAAUACAUUUUCUACCGUAAAUUUAGUAUGACCAAAAUGUUAUAAACGUCGAAAGAUGGUAUUUAUUUCUUUCUGUAUAACACAUCUAUUGUUAAAAUGUAUACCAUAGAUUUUUUUAACUUAUCUAUAAUCUCAUGUUAUGAAAAUUCAACGUCUGUCAGCAGUCUAGAGCAUAAUUACCAGAAAAGAGAUAUGGAGAUUUAUCAAAACUGAUGAGUUUCUAAGACUGACUGAUUUGCCUUGAAAUACAUAUUUUUUAUUGUUCUAUUAUUCUGUAAGAUCUUCUAUCUAUUACAUAAGAGGGAUGUGCAAGACGAUAAGGUUAUAGUUGUCAUAUUUGUUUAUAAUACAUUUUAUUAAAAUACGAAUAUAUCGAUGCACCGGACAAUGUUCUGCAAAAAAAAUUGCAACAGUUCAGCGUAUAUAUAUAUACGCCUCAAUUAUCAACAAAUAAAUUUCUUACCGAAAUAAAUAGAUUACGAGUGUGAUUUAAACACUUCAAUAUAUUUAAAUAUUUUGUAAUAAUUUUAGCUUUAUGGGAAAGUAAUAAGUAUUCUUCCCGUCUUCCUAACACAUAGCACUCGGUUCAUUAGUUGUAAUUGUUGUUAUUGUUAAUGAAAAAAAUUAAUAAAUAACUUUAUAAAGAAAAUAA
Cataglyphis hispanica is the source of this 2639-nucleotide messenger RNA. Its product is annotated as ankyrin repeat domain-containing protein 29. The record is from RefSeq and is a predicted model, not a curated record. Lineage: Eukaryota; Metazoa; Arthropoda; Insecta; Hymenoptera; Formicidae. The coding region runs from base 366 to 1277 and encodes 303 amino acids. Gene Ontology annotation, molecular function: protein binding. The transcript is spliced from 8 exons.